Messenger RNA from Dama dama (fallow deer), 3909 nucleotides. It is a transcript of the gene EMILIN2, whose product is annotated as elastin microfibril interfacer 2. Bases 16 to 3240 code for a protein of 1074 amino acids. The transcript has 8 exons. The record is from RefSeq and is a predicted model, not a curated record. Gene Ontology annotation, molecular function: protein binding. NCBI's taxonomy places the organism in Eukaryota, Metazoa, Chordata, Mammalia, Artiodactyla, Cervidae.
CCCGCCGCGCGCAGAAUGUGGCCGCCAACACGGCCCCGGCCCCACGCGCCCUGGCGCUGGGCGCUGGCACUGCUGGCCCUGGGCGGCGCGGGGCUGUGCCACGCCAGUCCGCAGCCCGGGCACCCCGCGCGGCCCAGCGCCAGGAACAAGAACUGGUGCGCCUACAUCGUGAACAAGAACGUGAGCUGCUCGGUGCUCGAGGGAAGCGAGACUUUUAUCCAAGCUCAGUACAACUGUGGUUGGAACCAGAAGCCCUGUCCGUCUGCGCUCACGUAUCGCGUGAAUGUCAGACCCAGGUAUGUCACCAGGUACAAGACGGUGACGCAGUUGGAAUGGAGGUGCUGCCCUGGCUUCAGGGGGGGAAACUGUCAAGAAGGUCCCAGAGACCCUGGGAGGAUGUCCCGCCCCACGCCCGCUCGGCCCCGCAACAGCUUGAAGAAACCCACAGACAAUGAACCAAGCCGAGUCUCAGAGCCUAAGAAGACUCUGUCACCCACUCCUGCAGCAGACCCGAGUCAGACAAGAGAUCCAAAACAGGGGCCCCAGGAACUGCAGGAAAAGAAAAUUCAGGUGCUGGAGGAGAAGGUUCUCCGACUCACCAGGACGGUUCUGGACCUUCAGUCUUCCGUUGCUGGAGUGAGCGAAAACCUCAAACACGCUGUCCAGGAUGAUGCCAGCAAGAUGCUGGCCUCAUGGCUCAGCAACCUGCACCCCCGGCCAACGCCGAACAGCGCCGUGGGUGGAGAACCGGAAACGGUUCAGCCCCCUGGUGUCCUCAACAAUAAGGAGUCAGGAAUGAAGGACAUCAAGUCUGAACUGGCUGAAGUCAAGGAUGCCCUGAAAACCAAGAGUGACAAACUGGAGGAGCUGGACGGGAAAGUGAAGGGCUACGAAGGGCAGCUCAGACAGCUCCAGGAGGCCGCCCAGGGCCCAACGGUCACCAUGACGACCAGCGAGCUCUUCCAAGCCUACGUGGACAGUAAGAUCGAUGCCCUGAGGGAGGAGCUCAUGGAAGGGAUGGACCGGAAGCUGGCUGAUCUGAAGAACUUGUGCGAGUACAAGUUGAUUGGUUUCCAGCAGAACUGUGAUGACUAUGGGAGCAGCUACCUGGGAGUGAUUGAGCUGAUAGGAGAGAAGGAGGCCAAGCUGAGAAAAGAAAUCAGUGACCUUCAAGCCUGGGUUCAAGACCCUCCAGCCCGUGCAAAUUGCUGUGAUGGUACCAAGCCUGAUGACUUGGGGCCACAGAUCAAGAUGUUAGACCAGAAAAUCGAAAGAGUUGCUGAAGCAACAAGAAUGCUGAACGCACGACUGGACAAUGAGUUUGACCGCCUCGAGGUUCCAGAGCCGGACGUGGACUUCGAUGCCAGAUGGCAUGAACUGGAUGCAAGGAUCAACGUGACGGAGAGGAACGCAGAGGAGCACUGCUUUUACAUUGAAGAAACCCUCCGGGGCACCAUUAGUGGGGAGGUGGACGGCCUGAGGCAGCUGCUUGAUCAGAAAAUACAGUUCCUGGAGGAGCGGCUGGGGAGCGCCCUCCUGGAGAUGGUGAACGGCUCGGAGAUGGAACCUGCUCCCCCAGUGGCAGCCCCGCCCACUGUGUCGGGGGCUGGGCACCCGCAGGUCAUGAUGGAGUUAAAGCGCCUGAAGGACCAAGUGCGGGUGGUGGAGGACAUGUGCCUGCAGAACCUCCAAGGAGAGCCUCGUGGGAUGGAAGACACUUUGCAAAACGGGGGCAAGACGGUGAACCUUUUGAGAUCUCUAAACGACACAAUGCAGGGGAAGUUUCAGGACACGCAACGCAGCAUCCAGCGACUUCAGCAGGACUUCAGUUUUCUUUAUUCUAGGCUCAACCACACAGAUGACCACUUGAGACGUCUACAGAAUGAGCUGAGUGAUGGUAGAGGAGGGAAAAAGGCUGCAGGGGGUGGAUGGUCCAAGGUGGGUGAGCCAGGGAGGACGGAGGCACCCCUGCCGCCUCCCCAGGCCCCCCCAGUACAUUGCUGCGAGCAGCUGGAGGGCAGGUGGCAGCAGCUGCAGGACCUCGUCCUCAGCGAGCUGGACACUUGUAAGGAGAAGACGCACGGGGUCCAGAAGGAGGUCUCCGUGGUGGAGGACAGGGUGUCUCACGUGGAAAAGACCUGUAGCAAGUUGGACUCCAUCUCUGGAAGCCUUCAGAAGAUCAAGGAAGGGCUCAACAAGCACGUGAACAGCCUCUGGAGCUGCGUCCGGCAGAUGAACGGGACGCUCCGGACACACUCCAGAGAGAUCUCCGGCCUGAAGAAUUCCGUCCAGCAGUUCUACAGCCACGUCUUCCAGAUUUCUACUGACCUGCAAGACCUAAUCCGGUUUCAGCCAUCGGCAACGGAGGAGCCCUCAGAAACGCCUCAGCCUCUGCCGCGGGGGAAGGCCCAGGAAGAGUCAGGAAAGCCCUCGAGCCCAGCAGAGGCCCCCACGGAGCUGUCCACUCCAGUGCUAACCGCACUGCCGCCACCCAGCACUCCUGUGCCUCCGAGGGACCCAGGACAGAAGCCCAUCCUGCCCAAGAGACGACCCCCACCCCUGCGGCCUGGCUGGACAGGGCUGCCCUUCUUGCCUGGCUCCACGGGGGUCAUCAUGGAGACUGGAGAGGCCGGCCCCCCAGGCAGGAUGCGGGUGUCAGGGCGGGGCCUGCCCCGGGGUGUGGAUGGCCAGACUGGGCAGCGGCCAAUCCCCAGCGCCGAGGGCUACGCAGGAGCUCCAGGGUACCCCAAGCCACCGCCUGCAGCCUCCCCAGGGGCUCCGGCGCCAUCUCUCGUGUCCUUCUCCGCGGGGCUCACCCGGAAGCCCUUCCCCAGCGACGCCGGCGUGGUCCUGUUCAACAAGGUGCUGGUGAACGACGGGGACGUGUACGACCCCAGCACCGGGGUCUUCACGGCUCCGUACGACGGGCGCUACCUGAUCACAGCCACCCUCACGCCCGAGAGGGAUGCGUACGUGGAGGCCGUCCUAUCGGUGGCCAAUGCCAGUGUGGCCCAGCUGCACACGGCCGGCUACCGGAGAGAGUUCCUGGAGUACCACCGGCCGCAGGGGGCCCCGCACACCUGUGGGGGCCCGGGCGCCUUCCACCUCAUCGUGCACCUCAAGGCGGGGGACGGCGUCAACAUCGUGGUCACGGGGGGCCGGCUGGCCCACACGGACUUUGACGAGAUGUACUCCACCUUCAGCGGGGUCUUCUUGUACCCUUUUCUUUCCCACCUCUGAGGCAGCCGGGGAGCGGGAAGGGGCUGAGAGAGCUUGGAAGCUGUAAUACAUUCAGUGUGUGUGUAGCCGGGGCACGGGGCAAGCUCUCUGCAGACACCCCGCCCCUCCCCCAAGACAGAGGUGGCCGGCGGCGGGGGGGAACCACGGGUGAAUGUGGCCACCGCUCCCGUCACUCCGACUGGACAGCUGGACCAGAGUCGGAGGCGCCCCGCCUGCCCCCGGCUCCUCCCCCGUGUCCCCCAGCCUCUGGCUGGGCCUACCAGGUGCUGACCGCAGAGGCGCCGACUGCUGCCUGAUGGACCCCGUCCUCCCGAUGGACAAUGAGGAGGAGGAGCUGCUGCGAGGAGGCAGGCAGCAGAAGCUGGUACCCGCCGCGUCUGUCUUCACUGGAGCAGAGCCAUCGCUGGCCGUCUGUCUUUGUUUACCCUGCCGGCGGGAGGAGAGUUGAAACACUGAAGUGGCACAGGCCACCACAGACCCAGGGUGGACAGUGGGCUGUCCCAGGCUUGUCUCGCCAUCCCCUCCCCACCCCCGCCCCCAUGCAGCGUUUGCCUGGCUGAGAGGAUGAUGCAGGAGAGACUGUCGUGUGGCUUUUUGGGGCUCCUUGAAUGACAUGUACGACUCAAGUGCAAAGACAGGGAGUGGCAAUAAAAACAUAAAACACUUCCA